This is a messenger RNA of Synchiropus splendidus (mandarinfish), 383 nucleotides long. RefSeq names its product ribosomal protein S29 (gene rps29). The transcript is spliced from 3 exons. The record is from RefSeq and is a predicted model, not a curated record. NCBI's taxonomy places the organism in Eukaryota, Metazoa, Chordata, Actinopteri, Syngnathiformes, Callionymidae. The coding region runs from base 107 to 277 and encodes 56 amino acids. Gene Ontology annotation, cellular component: ribosome; cytosolic small ribosomal subunit. Gene Ontology annotation, biological process: translation. Gene Ontology annotation, molecular function: structural constituent of ribosome; zinc ion binding.
GAACUACAGCAACCGGAAAUGGAGCUUUCAAGGCCGCGUUGGAAAGCUUCAUUGCGCAUGCGCGGCCUUGCUUCCUCCUUUCCGACGCUCGAGCGAGAGAGACAAGAUGGGCCACCAACAGCUCUACUGGAGUCACCCCCGAAAAUUCGGACAGGGAUCCCGAUCCUGCCGAGUAUGCUCGAACAGGCAUGGUUUGAUCCGUAAAUACGGACUCAACAUGUGCCGUCAGUGCUUCAGACAGUACGCAAAGGACAUCGGCUUUGUCAAGCUGGACUAAAUGCUGGCAACCUCCCGAAUCCCACGAAUGGGUCAGUUGAAAUCUGGAAGACCUGUUCAAGAUGGACAACUUCAGUUUUGAAAAUAAAUGUUUCGAUUUUGUCAAA